Panicum hallii is the source of this 3077-nucleotide messenger RNA. RefSeq names its product probable glycosyltransferase STELLO2. The record is from RefSeq and is a predicted model, not a curated record. The transcript is spliced from 3 exons. Lineage: Eukaryota; Viridiplantae; Streptophyta; Magnoliopsida; Poales; Poaceae. Bases 308 to 2641 code for a protein of 777 amino acids.
CACUCCCCCCGUCCCCGACCGACACACGCCCCGCCCCGCCCGCGCGCCGGCGCCUCAAGAUCCCCCUCCUGGCUCCCCCGCGCGGGCCGAUCGCGACGCCCCACCCCACCGCGACACCGAUCCCCCGCCCUCCACCUCCGCGCUGUCUGUCGGCGCCCGCCGCACCCACCCAGCCCAACCACCCCAAAUCUCGCGCCUUUCGCCCCGAAAUCCCCCACAGCCGAUACGACGCCACACCGCACCGCACACGCGCUCCCCACCCAGAUCCACUCCACUCCGCGCCCGCGCCGAGGAGGAGGAGGAGGAGAUGCUCGUCCAGGACCGGCCGUCCCCGCACGCGGCGGCCGCGGGGCAGAAGCCGCCCACGUCCCCGCGCGGCGCGCCGGGGGCGGACCGGCGGCACCCGCGGCCCUUCGCCAAGAACCUCGACUUCGCCACCUGGGCAUCCGAGCACUCCUCCAAGCUGCUGCUGCUCCUCUUCGCGCUCGCCUCCGCCGCCGCCGUCUUCCUCCUCCGCGGCGCGGCGCCCGACGCCGCGGCGCUGCUCUGCCUCGACCGCUCCCGCUCGUCCUCCGCGGAACCCGCCAAGCUCCCCUACCCGGACGUCGCCUGGUCCAGGGUGCCCCCGCUAGCGAUCGCGGCGGCGGCGCCCUUCGCCUCGUUCCGCGCCGAGCGAUGGAUCGUGGUCGCCGUCUCCACCCCGCCCACCGCGGCGCUGGCCGCGCUCGCGCGCGUCAAGGGCUGGCAGCUCCUCGCCGUCGGCGACUCCCACACGCCCGCCGGGUGGGAGCUCAAGGGCGCCAUCUUCCUCUCCCUCGAGCUGCAGGCGCAGCUCGGCUACCGCUCCGUCGACUUCCUGCCCUACGGCUCCCACGUCCGCAAGACGGCGGGCUACCUCUUCGCCAUCCAGCACGGGGCCAAGGUGAUCUUCGACGCCGACGACCGCGCCGAGGUGCCGGGGAACGAUCUGGGGAAGCAUUUCGAUGUGGAUUUGGGAUCUGGAGUCACCAACCACCCCGUGCUGCUCCAGUACAGCCACGCGGAUCCCAAUCGCACGGUGGUGAACCCCUACGUGCACUUUGGCCAGCGGUCAGUCUGGCCGCGGGGGCUGCCACUCGACAAGGUUGGAGAGGUGGGGCAUGAGGUCUUCUACACCGAGGUGUUCAGUGGCCGGCAGUUCAUUCAGCAGGGACUGUCAGACGGGUUGCCAGAUGUGGAUGCGGUGUUCUACUUCACUCGGAAGCCACCAACUUCCGCAUUCGAUCUGAGGUUCGAUUCAGAGGCCCCAAAGGUUGCACUACCACAGGGCAUGAUGGCACCAGUGAACUCGUUCAAUACAUUGUUCCAGUCACCAGCUUUCUGGGGGCUCAUGAUGCCAGUCUCUGUGAGCUCAAUGGCGGCAGAUGUGAUCCGUGGAUACUGGGCUCAGCGGAUCUUGUGGGAGAUUGGUGGAUAUGUGGCUUUCUAUCCACCGACUAUUUACAGGAAGGAUCAUAUUCAGGCAUACCCAUUUGCAGAAGAGAAGGAUCUGCAUGUGAAUGUUGGCCGGCUGAUCAAGUUCCUGAACGAGUGGAGGUCUAACAAGAGGACGCUGUUUGAGAAGAUUCUUGAUUUGAGCUAUGCCAUGGCUGAGGAAGGCUUCUGGACAGAGCAGGAUGUGAGAUUAACAGCUGCUUGGCUUCAGGACCUGCUUGCUGUGGGCUAUCGGCAGCCUCGGCUCAUGUCAUUAGAGAUUGACAGGCAGCGGGCAACUAUUGGAGAGGGUGACAUGAAGGAGUUUGUGCCCAAGAAGCUGCCAUCUGUGCACCUUGGGGUCGAUGAGAUUGGCACGGUGAACUAUGAGAUUGGAAAUCUUAUUAAGUGGAGAAAGAACUUCGGAAAUGUUGUGAUGAUCAUGCAUGUCAGUGGGCCUGUGGAUCGCACGGCACUUGAGUGGAGACUGCUUUAUGGAAGGAUUUUCAAGACGGUCAUCAUUCUUGCAGAGCAGAGCAAUAAAGAACUUGCUGUUGAACGCUGUGCGCUGUCACAUGCUUAUAAGUAUUUGCCCAAGGUUUUCGAAAGAUAUAGUGGUGCUGAUGGAUUUCUCUUCCUCCAAGACCACAUGAUUCUUAACUACUGGAACCUACUGCAAGCUGACAAGGAAAAACUUUGGAUUACAAAUAAGAUUGCACAUUCUUGGGUUACUGUUCCAUUGGAGAGCAAUAAAGAGGAAUGGUUUGUAAAGCAAGGAGCACUGGUGAAGCAAGUCAUUGGCAAUUCCCCAGUUCAUUUCCAAACAAACUAUAAGGAAAACAUGGGCGAAGAGAAGAUUGCAUUCUGUGGCAGUGAACUCUUCUAUAUACCGCGGCGGUUUGUUGAAGACUUUGGUGAUCUUGUGGGUCUUGUUGGCGAUUUGGAUUUGCAUCACAAGAUUGCGGUGCCAAUGUUCUUCAUGGCGAUGGAUUCGCCUCAAAAUUUUGACUCCGAAGCUCUGGCUGGAACAGUGUUCAAGACCCAAUUGCCAGCUAAUGCAACGUUCAAGACUAUUUAUACAGCUCAAGCACCUGCUGUUUUCCCUGUGAAGGUUAUGAAUGAGAUUGAUUUCAUAAAGGUGAUUCGGCUGAUGUCCAUAGGAGACCCGCUUCUGAUGGAGUUGGUAUAAAGAUACAAUCUUUAGUUGAAGUGCAAGUUUAUCCUUGAUGCCACGAGGAACAGAGUAGACAAGCAUAGUUUUGUGUUUUCUGGGGGUUUCUCCAUUGCUGUUGUAAUUUCAUUUAUUCUGUUCAUUCUGUAGCUGUUCAUUCCUCUGCUGUUGUAUAUUGGUGUAUCAUUAGUGACAAGGACACAAGGCUACUGGUCCAGCUGUCCUACUGAAAGAAAGGACAGCCUGCCAGCCACAAGUUCACGGAGAAGAGCUUCAACCUGGCCCGCUGCUAUUUUGCAAGAUUUUUUGGGGUUGCCGAUAGUAAAGGUCCACACUUGAGCAAUUUGUUGUACCAUUCAAAUUUGACAAUGAAACUGAUACAAACUCUUAAAGGGCAGCGUCUUGUGUUCAUUACAGAUAGCAUGACACAAUGAAAGUUGGCUGUUGUUUGCAA